CCCACUGUAUCAUCCACGCCCACUCCAAAAAAAAGAGGAGCUAACCCCAAACUCCCCUCUAAGACAAAGUGUGUUUCAGUUCAAAAAAUCGCGUGUGUUUGUGCCAAGAUUCAUUCACUUUAGUUUCCAGAUCAGAAUCGGAAUCAGAUCUUAAUACAAAAAAAAAGAAAUAAAAACAAGCACAAUAAAAUGCAUUCAGCGAUCCUGGAGGACUCGCCCAACGCGCGCAUCAACAAGACGAUCCUGGAUCGUUAUCUCUCCCUUCCGCUGCAGGAGAAUAUCGUCCAGGCCACCUAUGUGUGGAUCGAUGGCACCGGCGAGGAUCUGCGCUGCAAGGAUCGCACCCUUGACUUUAUCCCAUCGAGCCCCAAGGAGCUUCCGGUUUGGAACUAUGAUGGCAGCUCGUGCUAUCAGGCCGAGGGCUCCAACUCGGACACCUAUCUGUAUCCGGUGGCCAUCUACAAGGAUCCCUUCCGUCGCGGCAACAACAUCCUGGUGAUGUGCGACACCUACAAGUUCGAUGGUACUCCCACGGAUACCAAUAAGCGCAAGACCUGCCUGGAGGUGGCCAACAAGUGUCUGGAUGCAGAGCCCUGGUUCGGCAUUGAGCAGGAGUACACUUUCCUUGAUUUCGAUGGUCAUCCACUGGGCUGGCCCAAGAAUGGUUUCCCAGGACCCCAGGGACCCUACUAUUGCGGUGUGGGUGCCAACAAGGUUUAUGCCCGCGACAUUGUGGAUGCCCAUUACCGCGCCUGCCUGUAUGCCGGCAUCAAGGUUUCCGGCACCAAUGCCGAAGUGAUGCCCGCCCAGUGGGAAUUCCAGGUGGGACCCUGUGUGGGAAUCUCCAUUGGUGAUGACCUUUGGAUGGCCCGAUUCCUGCUGCAUCGUAUUUCUGAGGAGUUUGGUAUUGUGUCCACUCUGGACCCCAAGCCCAUGCCUGGUGACUGGAACGGCGCUGGUGCCCACACCAAUGUCUCCACGAAGGCAAUGCGCGAGGAUGGCGGCAUUCGGGAUAUUGAGAAGGCUGUGGCCAAGCUAUCCAAGUGCCAUGAGCGUCACAUUCGUGCCUAUGAUCCCAAGCAGGGUCAGGAUAAUGCCCGUCGUCUCACCGGCAAGCAUGAGACGAGCUCCAUCAAUGACUUCAGUGCCGGAGUGGCCAAUCGUGGAUGCAGCAUACGUAUUCCACGUGGUGUCAAUGAUGAUGGCAAGGGUUACUUUGAGGAUCGUCGGCCCAGCUCUAAUUGCGAUCCGUACUCCGUGGUGGAGGCCAUCUUGCGCACCAUUUGCCUGGAUGAAUAAGCGGGAGGCAUUUCCGCUUCCGCUGCGAAACAUUUGUUAUCGAUUUAUCGAUUGUUGUUAAAACAGACACACCUUGGAACCAUUUGACCCGUCGUCACUGAUUACCCGAACAUCGAAACCCGAACAACACCCGAAGUUAUACGAAGCAUUAUGUAGGCUUAGAAUUUAGACGUAAUUAAAGCUCGCACUCAAGUUUACCUAAUAACGUAUUUCCCCCCCGAGAAAAGCCAGAAAAGUA
This is a messenger RNA of Drosophila serrata, 1537 nucleotides long. It is a transcript of the gene Gs2, whose product is annotated as glutamine synthetase 2. The record is from RefSeq and is a predicted model, not a curated record. Lineage: Eukaryota; Metazoa; Arthropoda; Insecta; Diptera; Drosophilidae. Gene Ontology annotation, cellular component: cytoplasm. Gene Ontology annotation, molecular function: glutamine synthetase activity.